Messenger RNA from Vitis riparia (riverbank grape), 1297 nucleotides. Its product is annotated as GDSL esterase/lipase 7-like. The record is from RefSeq and is a predicted model, not a curated record. The transcript is spliced from 4 exons. Gene Ontology annotation, molecular function: hydrolase activity, acting on ester bonds. Bases 54 to 1142 code for a protein of 362 amino acids. Lineage: Eukaryota; Viridiplantae; Streptophyta; Magnoliopsida; Vitales; Vitaceae.
UCAUUCUUGUGCCAUCCUGAAAACAAAAAUUCCAUACGCAAAGAAGAAAAAGGAUGGCAACAACGCCUCUCCACCUCUCAUUCCUCCUCCUCUGUCUCUCCUUUCUGAUUAAAUCACAGGCUAAGCAUGUUCCGGCUCUGUACAUAUUUGGUGACUCCCUUGUGGACAGUGGCAACAAUAAUGAGCAGAAAACGCUUGCAAAAGCCGACUAUGCACCCUAUGGCAUUGAUUAUGUGGUAGGAACCACCGGCAGGUUCACGAAUGGCUUCACCGUUGCUGAUUACUUUUCUGAAUCGCUCAACUUACAACAUUUACCUCCAUUCUUGGACCACACAAAUAUUAUCGAGCCAAGCUCCGCAGGAUAUAACUUUGCGUCUGCGUCUGCCGGCAUCCUUCCUGAGACAGGCACUACUGCGGGCAAAAACUUGAACUUGAGAAUGCAGGUGGGGUUUUUCAGAAGAAUUGUUAGUACGAUCUUGAAAUCGCGCUUUAAAACCCCAGGGAGGAUGUCGCGUCACUUGUCAAGGUCUAUCUUCUUGGUUUCCAUUGGUAGUAAUGACUAUGCAGUCAAUUAUCUGGUGCCCCGAUUCUACAACAGCAGUCGCGUGUACAAUCCUGAACAAUUUGCUCAGCUCCUCGUCAACGAAUUGGGCAAUCAUUUGCAGGAGAUGUACAGGCUGGGUGGGAGGAAAUUUGUGGUGUUCGAGGUGGGUCCAAUCGGCUGUUUACCAGCUAUUGCACUGAAAAGGGCUGGGCCCAAAACCCCUUGUGUGGAGGAAAUAAACGAUGUGGUAUCCAUCUUCAACGCCAAGCUUGCUCUGAAGAUCAAUCAUCUCUCUUCCACACUCCGAAAUUCCACUUUUGUUCUUGUGAAAAACUUCAAUUUAAUGCAUGACAUGGUGAAAAAUCCUUCUCGUUACGGAUUCAAGGAUUCAAGGAACCCGUGUUGCAUUGUUAGCGAAGCAAAUGGGGCUUGCAUUCCAGAUAAGACCCCCUGCAAUGACAGAGACGGUCAUGUGUUUUGGGACGCAGCUCACCCCAGCUCUGCAGCUAACAGGAUUGUUGCAAAUGAAAUCUUCAAUGGGACAAGCCUAUGUACUCCAAUGAAUGUUCGUAAACUCAUCAACGCACAUAAAUUGUAAUAUUUUCCAAAAUCAAAGAGAAUCGCUCAGCCCUGAAUCUGGAUGAUGUGUAUCGAUGAUUCAAUUUCAUUCAAUCUGCAUAAUUGUAGGCUCUGGCAAUUAAGAUAUCAUGAGGAAUCCAUAAAGAAGGGAAAACGCUGAUCUUUACACCUAAA